UAGGGCAAAUUAUUCUUUGAGCCGAAUUUCCAUGUCUACACUACGUCGCACUGGUCGCGACGAAUGGAUCCGACUGGAUCAUGAGACAUUUUCGGCAAGGCCGUAGUAUUUCAAGUAGGUAGUUAAUCUAUGUAAACUGUACUAGUUAUCACUUCGAAAACUUUUUCUAGAAGACCAUGUCUCUUUUAAUAAAGUCGACGGUAACCGUCCCAAAAAGCUUACCUUUUAUAUGAAUUCCCCUCACCCCGGACACACACACACACACCACCACGCUCCCCUUUUCACUUCUCAUCUCCCCCAAGUAACUAAUUACAUAACACGGUCCUUCUAGUGCCCGUGCCUCCCCCCGUCACGCUCGUGCGUCUUUGUCGUCGAGCCGAUCUAGCUGUCGAGAUGGACCUAGCCAUCAGCGAGGGAGAAAAGAGCCCGAAGGAGAAUUCUCUGACUAGCAAUGGUGGUCAGAAGGAUGUUGAGGCUGGUGACGACCAGCUACAUCGGGGCCUUCGCAGCUACCAUCUCCAGUUUAUCGCCAUCGGAGGAACCGUCGGAACUGGCCUGUUCUUAGGAAGCGGGGAGGCGUUGGCGACAGCCGGUCCUGUUGGCUGUCUCAUCGCCUUCCUCUUCGUCGGCUCAAUCGUGUUCUCCAUCAUGACGAGUCUGGGUGAAAUGGCUUCAUUCAUUCCGGUUGCUGGCAGUUUUACCGUGUACGCUUCUCGAUUCGUCGACCGCUCUCUUGGUUUCGCGAUGGGCUGGAUUUAUUGGUUCAGCUGGUCCAUAACGUUCGCUCUCGAACUCGUAGCAGCCGGCGUUAUUAUCCAGUAUUGGGACUCGACGCUUAGCAUCGGAAUAUUUAUCGCUAUUUUUUGGGUCAUCUUCACAGGCGCCAACUUCUUGCCAAUUCGUUAUUUUGGAGCCUUCGAAAUGUGGUUCUCUAGCAUCAAGGUCGUCACCAUCGUCGGUUUCAUCAUAUUCGCCAUUUGUAUCGAUGCUGGUGCGGGGAAGAAUGGAUAUCUCGGGUUCGACGCCUGGGUACACCCUGGCCCUUUCGCCGAAUAUAUUUUUACUGGAAACAUCGGCAAGUUUGUUGGAUUCUGGUCGGUACUCGUUACCGCCGGAUUCAGCUACCAGGGGGCAGAACUUGUCGGCAUCGGCGCAGGAGAGACUCAUGACCCAGCAAAGAAUGUCCCAAAGGCUAUCCGGUGGACAUUCUGGGGAAUUCUAUCUCUUUUCGUUUCAACCAUCUUCUUUGUCGGCUUACUCGUGCCUUAUGAUACGGGAGCUCUUCUAAUCGGCACUACGGAUGCCUCAGCGUCGCCACUUGUUAUCGCAGCUAACCUCGCUGGAGUUUCUGUUCUUCCUCACAUCAUCAACGCCGUCCUAUUAACCGCCGUACUCUCUGCUGCUAAUUCAAACGUUUACUCUGGGAGUCGUAUUUUAGUCGGUCUAGCCUUGGAGAAUAAUGCCCCUGCAUUCUUGUCCCGUACAAAUCAGCAUGGAACUCCCUAUUUCGCGGUCGGUGUCACUUCGGCAAUCGGGCUCCUCGCCUUUAUGAAUCUAUCGGCGAACGGCGGCGACGUCUUCGAUUGGCUGCUAAAUAUCACUGCCAUAGCUGGCUUCAUCACCUGGUCUUGUAUCAGCGUCUGCCACUUACGAUUCAUGAAAGCCUUAAAGGCUAAGGGAAUCUCCAGAAAAGAUCUCCCAUACGCGGCGCCGUUCCAACCAUACUUAACUUGGUUUGGUCUCUUCUUCUGCGUGUUGAUUCUAUUGACCAACGGAUUUACUGUUUUCAUCGAGUGGAAAACCAGCGAUUUCUUCGCCGCAUAUAUUAGCCUCAUAUUGUUUGUUGUGCUCUUUGUAGGGCACAAACUCAUAUGCUGGACAAAACCCGUCAAACUAGCAGAUGUGGACCUUGACCGUGACAGAGUCCAGCAAUAAUCUCUAUUGCAUAUGUAAAUAUUUUAUAGCAAUACCUACCGUUUAUGAUACCCUUAAUAUCAAAUAUUAUAGUAUA
This is a messenger RNA of Daldinia loculata, 2011 nucleotides long. Its product is annotated as amino acid permease/ SLC12A domain-containing protein. The coding region runs from base 394 to 1935 and encodes 513 amino acids. The record is from RefSeq and is a predicted model, not a curated record. Lineage: Eukaryota; Fungi; Ascomycota; Sordariomycetes; Xylariales; Hypoxylaceae. Gene Ontology annotation, biological process: amino acid transmembrane transport. The transcript has a single exon. Gene Ontology annotation, cellular component: membrane. Gene Ontology annotation, molecular function: amino acid transmembrane transporter activity.